AUGGGCGGCUCCGGGUCGCCAUGGCGCCAACGCCCGGGGCCAAAGGGGCACAGCGGCGGAUCCAGCCGAUCGCUUGGGACACUACCUGACACCGGUAAAGCCAAAACUGGCAUAAUUCCUCCUUUGGCAAUUAAAGAAGUCUUACAGAAGACCUCGAGGCCAGAUCCAGAUUAUAUAAUGAACAUACCCGGCUCAACUCACCGUAGAUCUGCACCAUUCUGGUGCGAGAAUGUGUUAAGAUAUUUUAUUGUUUCGAUAGGAGACACAUUUCAUCAAGACUCUAUGGAAUUUUCAGGCAUUCAGAUUUGGUGGGUCAUUGAGGAUCCACCUUUGUGGAGAUCAGGCGCCGCUCCGUGUUCUUUUUUUAUUAUCGCGCUUUUGCUACCGUCCCACUGGGCGUUACCAUUUUAUAUGACUUUAUUACCUACAUGCAGAGAGACAACAAUAUCCAGAGGAAAAUCUGGGAGUGUCCACAUAGCCCUAGCGCCGGCGCGUGGCCUAGACUCAAGGUGUAUGAUUUCAUCUAAGCGGCAAGAACCAAUCAGACAUCAAAAUUUUCCAGUAAUCGGCACCGCAAGUUACAGCCCUUCAGAGAAACGUGACUCUCCAGCAUCCGAAGCCACGGCUGCCACUUCCAAUCAGUUUUUACUAGCAAUUUUGUCACCGCCGCCAUCACCGCCACAGCCCCGCCGCCGCCAGCACUCGCUGCCGCCGCCGCCUCCGCCGUUGCCCCUUCGCCCAGCUCUGGCCGCCGCCGCCACAGCGCUGUCGCCCUCGCCGAGGCCGCCCCUGCCCGCGCGGUUCGCCGCCCCCGACGUCGCCCCGUCGCCCUCGUCCUCGCCCACGACGUAGCGCCACCGCCAUCGCCAUCGCCAUCGCCCGCCCUCCCGUCGCCGCUCUCGACCCUGCAGUAGGUACCAAGUCGUCGUCCGUCGUCUUCGUCCGCCGCUGUGGCCGACGGGCCCCGUUUCGUUUCCCCGUCGCCGCUUCCCGUAGGAGUUGCUGCUUCGCUGUGCGUUUGUGAGUGAGCGUUCGCCGACGCCGCCACCAUGGGCACCGUCAACGUCAACCGAAGCGUCAGCGAUGCCUUCUACCGCUACAAGAUGCCCCGCCUCAUGGCCAAGGUGGAGGGCAAGGGCAACGGCAUCAAGACUGUGAUCGUCAACAUGGCCGACGUGGCCAAAGCCAUCGGCCGACCUGCUACCUACCCAACCAAAUACUUUGGCUGCGAGUUGGGUGCCCAGACACAGUUUGACUUCAAGAACGACCGCUUUAUAGUGAACGGCUCUCACGAUGCUGCCAAGCUCCAGGACCUUCUCGACGGUUUCAUCCGGAAAUUCGUGCUGUGCCCCAGCUGUGAAAACCCCGAGACUGUGCUCUCAGUCAGCCAGAAGAAGCAAGCCAUUCUCCAGGCGUGCAAGGCUUGUGGUUACCAUGGCCCGUUGGAGUUCAACCACAAACUCAAUACGUUCAUCCUCAAGAAUCCACCUAACAUAAACCCUGCCACCCAGGGCUCAUCUCUCACAGAAGGCAAGAGAGGCAAGCGAGGAAAGAAGAACGGCGAGGCUAAUGGUGAGACACGCACCUCUGACAACGAUAGCGAGCAGGCCAACGAUACCUCAGAAAACAAUGAAGAAAAUGGGGAUGUGUCCACCAACGGUGAUCGCACUUCAGAGAAGGGAGAGGAUGACGAAGGCUGGUCGGUUGAUGUGAGCGAAGCUGCCGUGCGUGCACGAAUGCAAGACCUCACUGAAGGUGCUAAGGGCAUGACGAUCACUGAUGACCUUGAGAAGACCGAGAAGGAACGUCUCGAUCUAAUCUACGAGAUGGUAAAACGUAAGCGUGAUGCUGGUACCAUAGGCUCGGCGAACAAGGAACUUCUGGCCGAGGCUGAACGACUUGAAGUAAAAUCCAAGGUCCCUCUUGUCCUAGCAGAACUUCUCUUUGAUCAGAAUAUGCAUCAGCAGGUGAAGAAGCAUCGUGUUUUGUUCCUGCGCUUCACACAUGAAGAUCACAAGGCACAAAAGUACCUGAUUGGAGGCAUUGAACAAGUGAUUGCAUUGCAUAAGGAUGCGUUGCUGCCAAAAGUGCCAGGCAUUUUGAAGCUCUUCUACGAUACAGAUAUCCUAGAGGAAAAAGUCCUGUUGGAGUGGGCUGAGAAGGGCAGCCGCAAAUAUGUUUCCAAAGAGCUGUCGCAAGAUAUCCAUUCGCGUGCCGAACCCUUCAUCAAGUGGCUGCGUGAAGCAGAGGAAGAGGAGAGUGAGAGCAGUGAAGAGGAUGAUGACGAUCUUGAGAUUGAGUACGAUGACCGUGCUAAGGCAUCACCAUUGAAAGAACAGCCGAAGACACAGCCUGCCAGGAAGCCAGCUGUGGAUGAUGAGGGCGAUGACCUUGACAUCGAUGCAAUCUAAAAACCAUAGGGCAGCAGUUGGGAGUUGGGACAGAAGAUAAUUCUGUCGAUAGCUCUCGGCUCCAGCCAGCGACACUCUUUUUUGUUGCUUGUUUCAAAGAAUUGAUUGAAUUAGCAUUUCAACAUUUUGUUGUUCUCUUUUUAGCAUAUAGUUUUGGAUAUGUAUAUUUUUCACAUUUUUGUUUUCAUGCAUGCAACAAGAAAAAUUCAAUGUGGUGUUAUAUGAACACACAACACAGUACACUGAACCAAAAAAUGUUGAGGCCAUAAUAAGGUGAUGUAAUGGUGGAUAUUUGAUUAGUAAACAAAGUUUGAAGAGAAUUCCUUUGUUGUACCUGUUAAAAGCUGAGUUUGCAUAGUGCAAAUUAGGUUACCAGGUGGGGUUACAUUUUUCUCCUCUUUUCACUAACAAUUUUUUUGUUUUUUAGGUUUCUGGUGUAUAUCUUGUUUAACUUUAUUCUACUUUUUAAAACUUCUGCUAGUUGAUUCCUGAAAUUGAUAAUUGCCUAUGUAAAGAAAAUCUAGAAAAUCUGGCAAGAGGUAUUAAUCUUAUAUGUAUUCCAUGAACAUAAAUCUCUGCCAGUCCCCUGGUGACGACUAAAAACAAUAGUAGCUGUAGUACUCAGUGUUGUAAUUUGGUGUCAGGUGUAGAUCCAAAGUGAUUGCAAAGACAGAUAAGGUGGAACUCUCGCGGCGUGGGUUGCUAGGUGAUGAUUGGAAGUGUAGACACUUGUGAUUGUUUUUCAACACUGUUAUGCAUAACCCAACCCUGAGGGUAUAUGUUCAACUUUUUGGACGUCUAAAAUGAAAAAAACAAUGAUUUGCCAAAUCCAGAUAAGUAACAAGUUGGUCUCCUGUAGAAUCUGCAUGUACAUUUUUAUCAAUAAACAAUUUCUAAUAAUGUUGACUGAUGUUGAAAAGAAAGUCUAGUUUUCAGAGUAGCAUGUUAUAAUGAAUAGACUGUGCGAAAGUUCAAGAUAAAUGCUCUCCAUGUUGCAUGGAUUAUGAUAUGCUAUUGUUUGAGUGAAUUGUCCUCAUAGUGUGUCUGUUUUUGUAUUUGUCAUUAUUUAAAUGAAACUAAUUUACAAAUUUGCUUAUGAAGUGUAUACAAAAAUAAAAUUCGGUAAGCUUUGAUACAAGAAUUUUAAUUUGUUAAGCAUGAAAGCCAAGCCAUUGGUGUAUAAAUGUAAACACAAAUGUUGUUUUUUUUGUGAAUAUUGUUGAUGUGUUGCUGAAGUUUCUUAAAUAGCAAGUAAUAUUAUAUACUUGUGACAGAUAUAAUGUACCAGACAUAGCAUUAUCUGUUAAUGAGAAUGUUGGCUUUGGAGAAACAGUAUGUUGAAACAUUGUUCAAAAUUUAUUUUAUCAGUUGUAAAGAGAAUAUCCAGUUUUGUGAUAGCUGGAAGAGCACUGAAUUCAUAUUAAUAGGAAUAUUUGGUUUGUAAUUGGAGGAUUAGAAAUCAAAAAUCCUCAUUGAAAUGUAUUUAUAUUUCUGGUACUUGAAACUUUCAACAGGCAUGUGUUCCUUUGCUUACCAGAUUGCACUUUUGCAGAUUUGACCUUGUAGUUGAAGAAAUGUGCAAUUGAUAAUCUUGUGAGCUUUGAAAGCUUAAAUGUAUAAACAGGCUAAUUAUGUCCAUUAUAUUCAUGUUUAUACUCUCAAUUCAUGGUGAAUGUUUUUAAAAAUAGGCAAAAUUGGGCACAUAUGAGCAUUAUGUAAGAUAUGUUUAAACAAUAAAGUAUUCUAUUAAUUGUCAAGUGGUGAAAUUACUCUGCCUUUUUAGGCAUUGUUUGUCGCACCUAAUACCAAAGGUGAAAGAUGCUGGACUGAACUGCAAAUGAAAUUCUGAAAAUCUUCAAAUGUUUUGUUAUUGGAUCAAACCUUUUUUAAAAUGAGGCUACUAUUCCAGCAGAUUUAUUCUGGAAUUAUUCUGAUGAUGUCAGAAUUCUAUUAGUUCUGGAAUUUUCUGAUAUUUGAUUAAAGCAUUCUGAAGGAAUAGAUUGAAUAAAUUCUUUGCCAACAACUCUGGGUUUUGAAAAGGCUUAAAAUGAACCAAAUUCCAUGACAAGAAUCUCAAAUUUGAGACUGACUUGUUAAAUUACUUGUUCUGAAAGUUUCUUACUGUAAGUUCAGAAAAAAUUUAAACUUUUUUUUGUUUUGAAGAUUUUUGGAUUGCUAGUGGAAGUAACACUGGUGUAAUUCAAGAAGGGAGAUACACUGAUGAUUCUAGCAUACACCAUGAUACUCUCACGAAUUUUUACUAUCCUGUAGUAAAUUUGUAGCAUUUCUAAUGUUCACAUAUUCAGUGUGCACCUAGGUAUAAAAUGUACUUUUCUCUGCCAAUAAAUGAAGUUUAUGGGAAAGGCUUGACUCAUUCAUGCUCUUGUUCCUGUUUUUCCUUUUUUUUCUUAUAUUUUAAAUAACAUUUUCCAUUAACAUUCUAGUGGGUGCAUUUCAGAGAGCUCAAAUUUCUUGUCCAUGAAUAUGGUCUGUUUCUCACAAGUCCGUGCCACUACACCUUUUGUGUAUGAGGGUAAUGAGCACUUGGCUGGUGGAAUGCUCUUCCACAAUCUAAUGAUGAAUAUAGUGCAAUAGUAUGGAAGCAAUGACGGAAAAAGGUGUAAUGUUUGUAUUGGCCCUAAAGAGAAAAGCUUCAAUAUCGAGGUUUGAGGUUUCUUCUUAAUUCUGUUCUUUACAUUAACUCGCUGAAGUAGAGGAACGAAAACCCAUUCUUAAGGGCCAGCAUCUAUUAUAGAUAUUACAAUCCACCACCUGUUAAAGAUUGUACUUGUAAAUAAAGAUAACAGAGAAAUCCAAGAAAGGUAUCUUGGUUUAUUUUUCCUUGCAAAAAGGUGAUGAUUCAAAAAUAUGAAAAUUAUUGUCCAGCACAUAGCCAAUAUGUAAAUAUUGCAUUUGGUUGGUUAUAAACCUCAAUUUACAAACUUCAUGCUGUAUAUCAUCCUAAUGUUAGUUGUUAAUUACAUGUUAAAACAAUUCAGUAAUUCAAAAUUUUGGAGGAUUAUAAAUCUCUUUCCAGUAUGGCAAUUUUGUGAUGAGAGCAGUCUUUAUGUGCAUUACCGCUACCCAAGGAGCUCAAAGGAUUGGGAAAACUGAAACAUUCAUUGUCACUCAUAGUAGGGGAGACUAAUAUUAUUAUUUAGGUAUCUGUCUCAAUGGUAUCUUUUAAACACUAAAUUUGGCCAUGUCACUGCCAUCAGUGGUUGCAGUUUAUGUUCAUUUAUCAAGAACAGCUAGUUGACAUUAGUUUUCUGUUAUAAACUUUUUAAGAAUUCAUACGUUCUAUGCAGUCAUGUUUUUUGGCAUUGAAAAUUGCAUUUUUACUUUCUUGUAUACAUACAUAGAUACGGAGUAAUAAACGUAGUAUAGAGAAAGUUCCAUUGAAAUCUCCAAAUCCAUUUUCCGCAGCAAAUCGAGCAAAAGGGUCCCCUGAUAACAAAAACGUGUUGUUUUUUCAAAACAUCAGUAUCUGUGAACACUAGUGCUUAAACCAUAUGUAGGAUUGUUUGACCUCUGUCCAUCUGGCUCGAGUCGAAGCUUUGAGAUAUUGAAAAAAAAUUUUUGAAAUUUGGGGAAACUUUACGUCAAGACCAUGCAACUUUCAGAGUUUUCUCAGAAACUGCUCCAAAUUGUUUCUUUAAUUUUCUUGUAAGAAUAGAGUAAAAUACACUUAUAAAUGUGGCAAGGUUCUGACUUUCAUGGUUGACUCAGAAUUUUCAAAAGUUUGAAUUAUUCCAGUGUCUUCCUUCAACUACAAAAUUGAAGAUAGAGAUUUUUCCUACCAAUGAAAUUUGUUGUUCAUAAUCAGUUCUUUCAAUAAAGUCAUGUAAAUUUUUUAAAUAUUUUAGUAGUUUUCGACAAUAUUGCAAGAAACAUGUGCAAUAUUAAAAAGCAAUAAAAUCAAGAUUUUCUCAAAAUUGGCUCCAAAUCUUUUACUUUAAAUGGCAUGGAUAGUGGGAAAUGUACUUUAUUAGACACACAAAUGCCAUUUUGUUUUUUCUAAAACUACAAAAAUGUAAUUUUUUGACUAGUCUCUCAUGUUAAUAUUAU
This is a messenger RNA of Gryllus bimaculatus (two-spotted cricket), 6479 nucleotides long. The record is from the annotation of a GenBank genome assembly. NCBI's taxonomy places the organism in Eukaryota, Metazoa, Arthropoda, Insecta, Orthoptera, Gryllidae.